CAAAAGUUCCGGACAUGAACUUAAACUGUCACAAUGGCUAUUUUUAUAGCCACAAAUUUAAAAAAACAUUAUUUUUUGGUUUCUCUUAUUCUGAAAGACUAGCUAGAGAUUGGCUUUUGUUGAUGGUUCACUCUAGAAAUGCCAAUUUCAUUUUUAUUAUGGAAUUAGGCAGAUUAAACCAUAUUACUACCAAGGCUAAGUACGUAGUGAUGAUGAUGGAUCAGUUCUUCAAAUCAAAGAAGGCAAAACUUACAUCCCAAGAGCAACGUAUAUCAAAACCAAUCAAAAAUCUCCCUUGGGUAGAAAAAUAUCGUCCAAGAACAGUUCAAGAUGUGGCACACCAAGAUGAAGUGGUUGCUGUUUUGCAGAACACUGUGAAAGGAAGUGAUUUUCCAAAUCUUCUGUUUUAUGGUCCUCCUGGUACUGGAAAGACAUCAACUAUACUAGCUGUAUGUAGACAGUUGUUUGGACAUGAUUUAUACAGAAGUCGUGUUCUUGAACUAAAUGCAUCUGAUGAGCGUGGUAUCCAGGUUGUGCGAGAUAAAGUAAAAAAUUUUGCAACCCAAGCCGUUUCAGGACAGAAACAGGAUGGCACACCAUGUCCACCUUUUAAGAUUGUCAUAUUGGAUGAAGCUGACUCUAUGACAACUCAUGCUCAGGCAGCAUUGAGGCGCACUAUGGAAAAACAAACAAAAACAACAAGAUUUUGUCUCAUAUGCAAUUAUGUUAGCAGAAUUAUUGAACCAAUCACAUCACGUUUGGCAAAAUUUCGAUUCAAGCCAUUGGCUAUAGAAACUAUACGUGGAAGGUUACAAAUGAUUACCAAAGCAGAAGCAGUUGAUAUCGAGGAAAAGGCAGUUGAAGAGGUCAUUAAAGCAUCUGAAGGCGACAUGAGAAAAGCCAUUACCUACCUUCAAAGUGCUCAUCGACUGAAGCUUGCAGAAACCAUAACUACUAGUGACAUCAUUGAAAUGGCAGGCGUAAUUCCGGAAGAUGUACUAAAAUCACUCAUUGAGACGUGUUAUUCUGGUUCGUUUGACAAGCUAGAUGACGAAGUCAAGGGAAUGAUAAAUGAAGGGUACUCUGCAAGUCAGGCUGUAAACCAGUUGCAUGAUAAACUAGUUAUACUGGAAUCAAUUAGCGAUAAUCAGAAAUCUGUUAUUCUAGAAAAGUUUGCAGUGGUGGAUAAAUGCCUCUGCGAUGGAGCCGACGAGUACUUACAAAUAAUGGCAGUUUGUACUGUCAUCAUGGAUCAGCUGUGUAAAAGCGGUUAAGCGGAUUGUUCUCAGCAUGGAUCAACAGCCUAAAGAUAAAUGUCGAUAAAUACCACACUUGUAAUUUUUAAAGAAAUUAGAUCUUUUUAUUGAA
Molecule: messenger RNA, 1368 nt
Organism: Hydractinia symbiolongicarpus
Lineage: Eukaryota; Metazoa; Cnidaria; Hydrozoa; Anthoathecata; Hydractiniidae
Product: replication factor C subunit 4-like
Exons: 14
Coding region: 15-1274 (419 amino acids)
Biological process (GO): DNA-templated DNA replication; DNA repair
Cellular component (GO): nucleus; DNA replication factor C complex
Molecular function (GO): ATP hydrolysis activity; DNA binding; DNA clamp loader activity
Source: RefSeq, a predicted model, not a curated record